Lingula anatina is the source of this 2948-nucleotide messenger RNA. RefSeq names its product telomerase protein component 1. Gene Ontology annotation, cellular component: Cul4-RING E3 ubiquitin ligase complex. Lineage: Eukaryota; Metazoa; Brachiopoda; Lingulata; Lingulida; Lingulidae. The record is from RefSeq and is a predicted model, not a curated record.
ACUGUAAACCGGUCGGCCCCUGUAAACAAACAGAUCACGUGCAGUAGUUAGGAAGAAGUGCAUUUAUGACAUUUAUCAAUCUCUGGAUAAAAACCGGGGAUGCAUGAACAAGUUGCUGUUUGCAGAACCUAAAAAGGACAAAAUCUAGCCAGUGAACUGUUCCUGACAAUUCAGUAUGGGCUCAAUUAUAACCAGGAAAUCAGAAGAGACCAAGUCUUCAACAGCGGGCCAUGGAGGAGAGGGACCAAAUAUAUCUUCAAGGUCUGCGCCACAUGGGACCAACAAAAAGGAACCUGAUCUUGAAUCUGACAAAAUCAGCAGCCAAGAACAAGUAGCAGGGUGUUGGGAAGAAAUUGAUAGACAAUGUGAAAGACUUGAAAAGAAGUGCUACUGUCCUUCAGCAGAUCAGACACUACAAAGUGAUGUCACAGGCUGGAAAACUGCUAGAAUAUUUGUAUCGUCCACAUUUAGAGAUUUCCAUUCAGAAAGGGAGGUUCUGGUGAAAAAGGUCUUUCCUGAGCUACGUGAAUGGUGUGAAGAACGGAAAAUCCAUCUGGUGGAGUGUGAUUUACGCUGGGGUAUCCCCAGUGAUUCAACAACUGCUGCCACCAUUGCCACGUGUUUAGAGGAGCUGGACAGGUGUCACAGUGAAACUGAAGGGAAACCUUUCUUUCUUAAUCUAUUGGGAGAAAGAUAUGGAUGGAUCCCAUCAUUGUCAGAUGUGCCAGAGGCUGUCCAGGAGAAGUACCUGUGGGUGCCCAAUACCUCCAUCACAUGUAUGGAAGUGUUAUAUGGAGGAUACAGAACAAAAAAUCUCAAUGCUGCCUUUUUCAUCAGAGAAAAAGAUUUUUUAGCAGAUUUGCCUGAACAGUGUGCAGAUGCAUAUUAUGAGAAGGGUGUGCUACCCCGAGAACAUCUGAAGGUGCUGAAAGAAAAUCUGAAUAAAAGAUUCCCAAAUCAAACAUUCCAUUAUUCAUGUGAAGUCAGUUUGGAGAAUGAACAUGGAACACGUCCAAAGGCUAAACUUACUGGUCUGGAGGAUUUUGCUACUCAAGUUUUAUAUUUCUACAAAAAUGCCAUAGAGAAAACAUUCCCUAACCAAAGAGAUAUCAAAACAUUACCCAGUGAUGAAUAUGAGGAUGCAAUGCAAAAGAAAUAUGUAGAACAGAAGUCAGAGGGAUUAAUUGGAAGAGAGGAAGAGGUACAGGUGCUGCUGGCUUAUGCCAAAGGGGGCCCCUACCCAGCAGACAAUACUUGUGGUGAUUUUGAAAAUCCCAAAGAUGAAGAAAGUAAAAGUGGUAUUGAAGGUCAAUCAUCAGAUACAGAAACACCAAUAUUAUGUAUUUGCUCACAGGCAGGGUGUGGAAAAACAUCACUUAUGGCUGGACUGGUACAAAAAGCCUCUGAGGAAGGGUUGAAUGUGUUCUACCAUUUUGUUGGCAGCAGUCCCUAUAGCAAUGACCAUGCACUUUUAUUAUACAGGCUGAUAUGUAAACUUGAGCCUGACAAAGAAAGUAUGGAUAAAAUAAAAGGCAUGAAGGAAAAUGAGACAGCCCUUGUAAAGCAUUUUGAAGACUUGCUGUUGAAGCUCACAAACAGUGAGCAACCACCACUGCUAAUUGUUAUUGAUGGUUUGGAUGAGUUUUCACAUGGACUCGACUGGCUGCCUGCUAGCUUUCCCUCAAAGAUACGCUGUAUUUUAGCUACAAGACGAGAAAAUCUGCCAACCAUUGCAAGGUUAAAGGCAUUGAGACCAAAGUGGUGGCUUUUGCCUGGGCUAACAGAAAAUGCAAAAAGCAGUUAUGUAGAGCAAUACUUGAAAAGAUACAGCAAGGUUUUAGACAGCACACAAAUGAAACUGUUACUGGCAAACCCUCUAGCCAACUGUCCCUUGUGGCUCACAAUUGCUUGUGAAGAGUUACGAGUCUUUGGAAACUUUAAAAAAAUAACCACUAAAAUUCAGAAAUUUCCAGAUUCUUUGAGUGGUUUACUGAAGCAGGUGAUCACCAGACUGGUGGAGGAAGAUGAAACCAACUGUAUGAAAAAGUUUUUAUGUCUGAUGAAAGUCUCUGGUACUGGUCUACCUGAAUAUGCACUGUUGAGUCUGUUGGGCAAUGCAGCCCAUGGGCAGCCAAUACCUCUUAUGGUGUGGGCUAAUGUGAGAAGACAGCUCAAACCAUUUCUGCGAUGUGUAUCAUGUAACAGUGCUGUGGAGAGGGUGGUGUUUUUCCACAAGACUUUUUGCGAGGCUGUGCAAGAGCAGCUGAUCACCAGUGAAAAAGAUGCAGCAUACUGGCACCUGUACCUGGCUGAUUAUUAUGAAAACUUUAGUGGGCAACCUGAAAUGCACACCAUAGAAAUAGCAAAACAUUAUUCAAAAGCUGAAGCUGAGGACAAGCUAAUUGCGUUCUUUCAAAAUGCAAGACAUAACUCACAGUUGACCCAUGUGCGGCGCAUGUAUUUACCAAGAUACUUGUGCAGAUUGCCAGUACCUGGUGAAACAGGAGUCAAAGUGGAGAUGUGUAUUUUUUGUUCUUCUAAAAUGGGUCUGUCUUAUUUCGGGCAGCGAAAAGAUGCAUGCUUUAUCUGUGGACAAUUUGCCCCAAUGUAUAAACAAGGAGUUUUGUGCCAGAAACAUGGUUUUCCUCUUAAGCAGCCAAAUAAGAAGUGUUAUUUGUGCAAUGGAGUUCUGCUAGAGGGAAAAACCAACCCGGUCAAAAUUUGCAAUUUUUGUCCAGUAACCGCCAAUACAUGUAUUGCAUUAAAACGUGUUUGACCAAACUGUAUACAAGUAACUUCUCUUGGACAAGUGUAAUGUGAUCAAGGCUCUUUGGUGAAGAUCCAAAUUACAUGCCUUACGGGUAAACAAAUGUUGUCUUUUUAGAAACAAUUAACUUUUUUAUCGAUGUGAUUGCUUGCAAAAUUUUCACUGUGAUUUUGCACUUAAU